AUGAGAACGUACUACUCUUUGUUGUCACUAUUUUUGUUGUUUUUGACUUCAAACGGUAUCGCGAGGGGCUUCCUGUUGCCCCUUUACGAUGGCGGCGUCAACAGCACCAACGUCUUCUUCGAUCUCGGAAGCACCGUGUCGCUCAGCUGCAGAGUCACGGAAAAGUUUGAGUCUGCGACGAACAUUGUGUGGGCAAAGCAUUCGGAAACAACGAAUGAGACGCAUUACAUAAAAGAUGGCAUCAAAACUUCAGCCGAUAUGAGUACGCUCGUCAUCCAAAACGCCCGUAACAAGGAUGCUGGCAACUAUUCGUGCGAGUGCAACGACGAGACGUACACUUUUCGCGUCAUUUCGCGACUUCGGGUGAAAAUUCGUCCCUCGAAGGAGGUCAUUUGUGCGAUCGAGGGUGAGAUGUUGCUGCUCAAGUGUGUCGGAGUUGGGACAAAAGUGCAUUUGCGAUGGCUUUUUAACGGUCACAUCAACGACAUCAAGUUUAUUCGUCGCUUUGGACCGAAUUUCGAGAGUAACACCCUCGUUAUCAAAAAGACGGAAAAAUCUCAUUCGGGACUUUAUACGUGCGAGGCGAGAUAUAACGACUCGAUGGAGUUGGAGGAGGUUGUUGCGAAAAGUCUCACGGUGCGGGUUCGCGAUCAUUAUGUCGGGAUGUUCAAUGUCGUUUAUUGGCCAAAAACGUGUGCAGUGUUUUUCUUGUCGGACAAGGAACUGCACAAUUUUUAG
This is a messenger RNA of Culicoides brevitarsis, 738 nucleotides long. RefSeq names its product obscurin-like protein 1. The transcript has a single exon. Bases 1 to 738 code for a protein of 245 amino acids. Lineage: Eukaryota; Metazoa; Arthropoda; Insecta; Diptera; Ceratopogonidae. The record is from RefSeq and is a predicted model, not a curated record.